AUGUCUUUCCCCAUCGCGUUUCAGUCCGCCGUCUUCUACAUCGUCGCAUGUACACCAUGUGCCAAAGUUCGCCACCGACAAAAGGCCCGCGUGCAGGCAAAGAAGGAACGCCAGGAUAAGUCCAAACUCGAAACUGAACAGCCUGGCUUCUAUCAGCACCCGUCACCCUUCAACACCAAUCCUUACUGGAAGGAGGAGAUCACAAUGGGACCGACUCUCCCCAAAAAGUCUGUGAGCAAGAACUCGAGCCAGCGCGGUCUUACCAGCUCCGGCGGCGACAGUACCGCCCCCAGCAUCUCGGAACACACCAAUGUUGGCGAGAGUCGCCUCAACAUCGCACCAAGCACAACCGUUAUUUCAGAGGAUGAGGGCCUCUCCGACGACUGGAACCGGCGGCGAGGAUAUCAGCGCGAAGACGAGGAACUGUGGGGGCAACAAUGGUCUGGCCAGAAGCUCAUGAACGCCAUCACCAAGGCACGCGACUCAGCCGGCCGCUUGAUCGAAUCCACACUCGGUAUCGACAAGGAGGUAACGGACCAGGACCGAAAGGAGUUCUACUUUGCACCCAAGAACCCGCCCAUCAACGACUAUCACCCCCCCGUUGUCAGCAGCAAGUUCCCUUCCAAAGACGCCCACCGAUGGAUGCUCCAACCGCCACCGUCCGCCAAGGUUAUGGAGGGAAAGAUCCCUGUCAGCCGUGCUGGAAGCUCUGGUAGCAAGUCGAGCGGCAAGACGUUGAUUAACGAUGACAUACAGCUUGGCCGCUUAGUGCACGAGAAGCUCGUCAUGGAGAAGUUGAAGAAGGAGAACAGCAACCCCACGGAAACUGAGUUGAUCGAGUCACUCUUCAUCACACGAACGAAUCGCUCCCUGAGCUUAAAUCGGACACGCAGCUUGUCCUUUGACGCCUCCGAUGACUCCACGGAUAACUUCCACGACAGGCGGAGAAGUCGAAUGCGACCAGUAGCCGCGCCGCCAGGAGCCGAGUCGUCUGACGACGAAUCGGAUGAACCAAUUCCCUUCUCCCAAAGUGCCAUGAACCUGGGUCGACGCACAACAUCAAGCCAUGCUGCACAACGUCCAAAUCUCGAAACCAUCAUCAGUACGAGGUCCCUCAGCAACAGCCGGAUUUCCUCAACCCGCACCAAGCGGAAAUCUAUUCGGGCAAAGAGGUUAUCAGGGGCUGCAUCCCCAGUUGGUGAUGACACCGACUAA
Messenger RNA from Ilyonectria robusta, 1215 nucleotides. RefSeq lists its product as uncharacterized. The record is from RefSeq and is a predicted model, not a curated record. Bases 1 to 1215 code for a protein of 404 amino acids. The transcript has a single exon. Lineage: Eukaryota; Fungi; Ascomycota; Sordariomycetes; Hypocreales; Nectriaceae.